Messenger RNA from Aspergillus calidoustus, 174 nucleotides. Lineage: Eukaryota; Fungi; Ascomycota; Eurotiomycetes; Eurotiales; Aspergillaceae. The record is from the annotation of a GenBank genome assembly.
AUGCCCACCACAAGACGCACCAACCCCGGCGCAGCCACCAGCAGCACAGGUGCCAGCCGGAAGCGAACAACCCCGUAUGCCAAAUUCAUGCACGAAACCUUGCCCAAGUUCAAGGAACAGCAUCCAGGCACACUCCACAAGGAUGCGUUUCGGACCGUCGCAGAUGGGAAGUAA